GUCAGCUUAUCAGCAUGGAAUAUACAGCAGUGGAAUUUGCUUGUCUGAUGUCAGCCAAUGCAAUAUUCCCAACUUCAAUGAGCUCCCGUUUGCUACUGGUAUUUGAAUUCAGGGAUGCCACCACCUCGCUUAACCAGUCAUUCCUAUGAAUCUUCCUGCCACUCACCCUAGCUGCCCUACCCAUCAACCUCGUCAUGCACAUGGAGUCAAGACAUCAGGAAUCUGCGUGUCUAGUACUGUCUACUAUGCAUCAGCACGCCAGGAUAGCAUGUUAUUCCUUAGGGUUCCAGAAGUCUAUAUUGACUGCAAAACUCAGCAAGGUUCCUUCUGCGCUGUGCAAGCCACACGCACUCUUUCUCGAGUCAUUUAAGAACCUUUCAGAAUGGCGGAUGCCUUCAAAUGCGUUCAAAUGGCGGAAUAUCCAUUGACGAUUUCAGUGCUAUCUCCGGAUGCCUCAAAUGCGUUCAAUCUUCUCAAAUGCGUUCAAUCUUCUCAAAUGCGUUCAAUCUUCGGAAUAUCCUCAAAUGCGUUCAAUCUUCGGAUGCCUUCAAAUGGCGGAAUAUCCAUUGACGAUUUCGUUUUGUCCCUUGUUACUUCAGUGCUAAGCUUUUUGGCAAUUUUGAAAAUCCUACAGGGGCUCCCCAGGCAAGUUGUUCAUCAUGCCACACUUUCUGCUUUGAGGUCCAUCCUCACUCGUCGUCAUAGUUGCUGCAUGCUGCUUCCCACCCGCCGCAUUAGCUACUACGCCUGUUCUCGACAGGUAAUGUCUUCAUUUCAAUGUCUCUCCAUGGUUUACUGCAGAUAGUUCACAUAGUCUAAUCUCAAACUCGCCAUACUUUUUGAUGUCUUCCAUUCGGAAUUACAAAAGAUUGUGCUUUUACACUGCUGGCCACUGAACGCAUGUGGAGUUUAGCCAGGUCAGCUAUCAAUGUCCUGAUGAUUUGCACAGGAAACUACACAUGCAUAUUGGAAUUGCGAAUCCUGAAAGCAGCAAGAGGACAACAUAGCCCAGGCUACAAGUUACAAUGUGGCGUGUUAGCUCUUUUGGAUUCUCAAUUAUGUGGCCAUGUUCUCAGACAGGGCUUGCAAGCAGACAAGAAUGGCUUUAGCACUCUUCCAGGUGUUGCGUAUCAGCAUGCUAUGCACAUCAUCCACUUCCGGAUGCAGAUUUUGUGAAUUUGGCUGAAACCUAGGUUGUGCUAUGAGAUGGCAGCCCUUGGCUGGCCCAGUAGACAAUUCUGUUACUUUUAGGUAGAGGAGAAGCACAAAAUUGAGCGCAGGGGAAUGGUUUUGGCACUCUUCCACACACACAUCUUUCAUCUCGAGAUGCAGAUUUUGUGAAUUUGGCUUAAACCUAGGGCGUGUUAAGAAUUGGCAGCUCUUGGAUGGCCCAGUAGGCAAUUCUGUCACAUUUAGGCAGAGGAGCACAAAGACAAGCGCAGGAGCGCAUCACAGGAAUUUAACUAUAGACGAGUGGUUACAAGA
This is a messenger RNA of Chara braunii, 1485 nucleotides long. The record is from the annotation of a GenBank genome assembly. Lineage: Eukaryota; Viridiplantae; Streptophyta; Charophyceae; Charales; Characeae.